Molecule: messenger RNA, 790 nt
Organism: Rhipicephalus sanguineus (brown dog tick)
Lineage: Eukaryota; Metazoa; Arthropoda; Arachnida; Ixodida; Ixodidae
Exons: 6
Coding region: 1-669 (222 amino acids)
Molecular function (GO): protein binding
Source: RefSeq, a predicted model, not a curated record
AUGAGGGAAUCGCAGAGGCACAAGGACGACUGCGAUGGGCUGCUGCGUUAUGGCGCGUCCAUUGGAACUUUGCUCCUGGAUGAGGACAUCAGGAAGGCGUUGGACAGCCAGCUCGCUGCCGUCAAGGAGUCGUGCAACAAGACUGAAGGAAACCUGCAGCAAAGCGCAUUGAGGCUGAACGGCGUGGCCGGCUUGCAGCAGGAGUUCGACGUGAGAUUGGAAGAAUUUCUCCUCUGGCUCGACGACAUGGAAGCGUAUCUUGCCUCCACCAUCGUACCAGCGGAAGCGCAGCGGGAAUUGAAGUUGCUGGACGAUAAGAAGCAAGACGUGUCUGAACACGGCGAACCGCUGAAGCAGCUACAGACCAGUCUCGGCGAUUUGCUCAGCACUACCAUGACCUCGUACCUAGUGAAGAUCAGUGACAAGGCUAAGGAACAGCUGGCAGAUGCCGAGAGGCGCUGGCAGGCCUUGGCACCACUGAUCGAGGAACGCCGAAACAGAUUAAGUGCUGCGAAUGUCUUGUGGGAGGAAGUGAAGCAGUUGGCUGGUAGGCUCGCCAACGUGCGGACCGCAGAGGAGACCCUUGGCCGCACCUUUGGCGGCGACCUGGAAAGCCUUUGCAAACUGUUGAAGCAUUGGAGCGCCUGCUGCCUGAAGUGCAAGAAAUAGAAGUCCCACUGAUCAACGUUUGCCGCCGGUACGAGAGCCUGAUCCAGGACUGUCCGGUGGACGAGGGCCUCGGCACUUACAUCGACCAGUUGCGCUACGACUGGCCUCGCGAGGAGGCACU